Messenger RNA from Oncorhynchus tshawytscha (Chinook salmon), 1250 nucleotides. RefSeq names its product transmembrane protein 272-like. The record is from RefSeq and is a predicted model, not a curated record. Lineage: Eukaryota; Metazoa; Chordata; Actinopteri; Salmoniformes; Salmonidae. The coding region runs from base 160 to 693 and encodes 177 amino acids. The transcript has 5 exons.
GUGCAUUUCAAAACAUCCUACCUCAAUGGUAGAAGUUUCAAAGUUGACUAAUUAUGGCACAAGCUGUGAGGCUACACGGUAACAGAAAAGCAAAAAUCUUGACAGAUUCACUCCUUCACAAAAGAGACAGUCCUUUUAGAUUUAAAGGACUCACAAAAGAUGGAGACUUCACAGAGGUCUCCCGUUCUGUCAUCCUGUCUGAUCUCAAUAAUAGUUGUGCUGAAUAUCAUCUUGUGGAUGUUUCUAAUGUCAGCAGUUGGAUUAGGGGCUAUGCACCUACAUGACUGCCCCUUACAGCCUUAUAUCCCCAUCUACCUGCUGGUGAUCGGGCUGACGUCCAUCGCCUCCCUGCUCCUAGCCUACCUCAAUAACACACUGGAGACUGGCUUCCUGAACCUACUGUGUUCCUCCUGCAUCUUCCUCCUCCAACUCUUCAACCUCGGCUGGUUCAUCACAGGGAGUGAGUGGGUCUACUCCAUAUAUCCCCCGAACUAUGACACGAACAGUGGAGAGAAGUACUGUCAGAGGAAGAUAUACCUGUUUGCUUUCUGGUUCAACAGCCUGGGCAGCAUCUGUAUGGCUGUGGUGUUCUUCUGUGGAGUGUUCUUCAUCUUCCUUACCUGUGUGAAAAUGGCAUUUAGGGGACACCAUCUACUCCAUUCACAUAAGAGAUCGUAUGGUGUGGACGCUUGAGAACUCCGUGGCACAGAAACCUCACUAACAUGGUUUUGCUGUUCUGUCUGUUUGUCUGUCUGUCUGUCUGUCUGUCUGUCUGUCUGUCUGUCUGUCUGUCUGUCUGUCUGUCUGUCUGUCUGUCUGUCUGUCUGUCUGUCUGUCUGUCUGUCUGUCUGUCUGUGUGUCUGUGGUGCCUGGAGAAGUGGGUAUACAAUAAUGUUCCCAAAUGUUCUGCCCAGUGAAGGAAAGUCGCACUGUGUGAAAAAUUGUUUUCCCAUAGUUUUUCCAGGUAUUCACUCUCAAUUGCAAUUCUUCUUUUUUUUACCAUAUCAGGAGACAAUUUUUGGGGUCUGGAAAAAAAUCUAAAAAUCUAUAUUUGGGGAGGUGUAGUUGCCAUUUAAUUCAGUUUCACACCAAGCAAGAUACAUUUUGGCUAGCGGGGUUUCUGUAGCCUAGUGUACAACGUACAGUUGAAGUCAGAAGUUUACAUACACUUAGGUUAGAGUCAUUAAAACCUCAUUUUUCAACCACUCCACAAAUUUCUUGUUCACAAACUAUAGUUUUGGCAAGUCGGU